Molecule: messenger RNA, 736 nt
Organism: Engraulis encrasicolus (European anchovy)
Lineage: Eukaryota; Metazoa; Chordata; Actinopteri; Clupeiformes; Engraulidae
Product: stonustoxin subunit beta-like
Exons: 3
Coding region: 1-717 (238 amino acids)
Molecular function (GO): protein binding
Source: RefSeq, a predicted model, not a curated record
AUGGCGUCUGCCAUCAAAUCAAACCCCUCCUACCUAAAGGAUCUUGAUCUUACCUACAAUCACCCAGGAGACUCAGGUCUCAGGGAACUCGCAGACAGACUGAAUGAACCCAACUGUAAACUAGCGACUCUCAGGUUUGAUCAUGGAGGAGAAUAUAGAAUGAAACCAGGACCCAGAAAAUAUGCUUGUGAGCUGACACUGGACCCCAACACAGCAUGCAGACACCUCUCUCUCUCUGAGGGGAACAGGAAGGUGACACAUGGGGAGCAGCAGCAGCAGUAUCCUGACCACCCAGACAGAUUUGACUACUGGAAUCAGGUGCUGUGUAGAGAGGGUCUGACUGGACACUGCUACUGGGAGGCUGAGUGGAGUGGUGGUGGUGCUUAUAUAGCAGUGGCAUAUAAAAGUAUCCAGAGGAAAGGAGAGGGGGGUGAGAGCAGGUUUGGAGAGAAUGACAAGUCCUGGAGACUGCACUGCAGUAGUAACAGUUACACUGCCCGUCACAAUGAUAAGAGUACUGAAAUACCCGCCCCCUCCCCCCGCUCCAGCAGAGUAGGAGUGUACCUGGACUGGCCAGCAGGCACUCUGUCCUUCUACAGCGUCUCCUCUGACACACUCACCCACCUGCACACGUUCCACUCCACAUUCACUCAGCCCCUCUAUCCUGGGUUUGGGGUUUGGACUGGCUCCUCAGUGUCCCUGUGCCAGAUCACAUGAGCUCCUGCUGCUGCUCAUG